AAAAAAAAAAAAGUUGAUCAGAAACUGACCAGGAAGUUCAGUUAUGGCCGAUGGGACAGCAGUAGAGUGACGGAGGAGUGUUGAUACCCGAGCUUCAUCCCCAGGACAUGUCAGAGUCUCUGUCAGCUUCCUCCUAAGGGAAAAUGGCGCAGCUGUUGCCAUCAUCUCUUGUUUUAGUUCUUGUUUUCAGCGCAACAGAUGUGAUCCUUUGUACAGAAAACAAUGGAUGUGUUGCCAGAAGCUUUGGCUAUGACUCUGUGGUGUGUGAGUGUAACUCCACCUACUGUGACAGUGUCGGCCCAGUCAGCCUGCCCCCUCUGGGUCAGUACUCCAGCUACCUGAGCAGCAGGGCAGGCAGCAGGAUGGAGGCAAGCCAGGGUCAGAUCCAGGUCAGCAGCAGUGGAGCAGGUCUCAGGCUGACGAUUCUUCCCUACCAGAAGUAUCAGAGGAUUAAGGGGUUCGGAGGAGCUAUGACGGAUGCAGCAGCCAUCAACAUACUUUCUCUUUCUGCUGGAGCACAGGAGCAGCUGCUGCGACAGUACUUCUCCAAAGACGGUAUCAGCUACAGUGUUGUGCGCGUCCCCAUGGCCAGCUGUGACUUCUCCACUCGCCUGUACACAUACGCUGACACACCUGGGGACUACGACCUGAAGAACUUCACUCUGGCCCAGGAGGACAUGAACAUGAAGAUCCCUCUGCUGCUGCGUGCCCAGGCCAUGUCUCCUUAUCCCCUCUCUCUGCUGGGCAGCGCCUGGAGCGCCCCCGCCUGGAUGAAAACUAAUGGUGCACUCACAGGAAAGGGUUCCCUCAAGGGCCAGCCAGGGGGCAAGGAGCAUAAAACAUGGGCUCAGUAUUAUAUCAGGUUCCUUGAGCAAUAUGCUAAAUAUAACCUAACCUUCUGGGCACUGACUACAGGAAAUGAGCCCACUGCAGGACGCAUGACAAACUACAGUUUCCAGGCUCUGGGUUUCACUCCUGAGGAGCAGAGGGACUGGGUCGCUCUAGACUUGGGCCCGGCCCUGCAGUCCUCAUCACACCCACAUUCACACAUCCUCAUACUGGAUGACAGCCGCCUGCUGCUGCCCCACUGGGCUAAAGUGGUUCUGAGUGAUGUUCAUGCAGCACGAUACAUUCAUGGCGUGGCAGUGCACUUUUACAUGGACGGUCUCGUCCCUGCAGGGACAAGCCUGGGAGCCACCCAUCAACUCUACCCAGAGUAUUAUCUGUUUGGCACAGAGGCCUGCGCGGGCUGGGGUCCACUGGACCGCGGAGUGAAGCUGGGAAGCUGGGACAGGGCGGAAAAAUACGCACAUGACAUUAUAGAGGACUUAAAUCACUACGUUGUGGGCUGGACUGACUGGAACCUGGCGCUGGACCUGACUGGCGGACCAAACUGGAUCAAGAACUUCGUGGACAGCCCCGUCAUAGUGGAUGCAAAGCGGGACGUCUUUUACAAGCAGCCGUCUUUCUACGGCAUGGCCCAUUUUAGUAAGUUCCUGUGGGAGGGGUCACAGAGGGUGGGGGUGUCCACUAGCGGAAAGACGCAAUUGGAGUUCUCUGCCUUCGUCAGACCAGAUGGCUCCGUGGUGCUCAUCGUUCUCAAUAGGUCUUCAUCCACCAUCCAGUUUGAGGUCUGGGAUCAGGGCGUGGGCUACAUUCCCUGCACCGCUCCGGCCCAUUCCCUGCUUACAGUUGCUUGGAACACACACUGAACUUUAAAAAUAAUGCGCUUCACAACCAAGCAACAAACUGGUACCUUUUCAUUAGGGUCUGCACCAUUUACAAGCCAGCACACUUAGCAGCUCAAGAAGAAUGCCAGAAACUGUACUCUUAUGUGGAUCUAUAUAGGUUGUGUUCUGCGUUGUGCAUUAACUGGCAAGUGAAUGGGGGUAUUUUGAAAUCUUUGGUCAACUAUUCAGUGCAAAGACUCACAGAACUGGGGGCGGAUUUUUUUUCAUGUCAUAAUUUCAUUUGCUUGUUUUCACAAUUCUGCUAAUUUGAGAUGUUGCCACACUGUGGGGCCCACUGCGUACCAUCCCAGCCGACAUUUACACAUGGGGCCUGAAAAAUAGAGAUCGACCACCAGUUACAUCUGGGCUCCAUGUUGAUGCCUUUGCAGAUUUAAUACAGAAUAGCUCUGGGUAAAAAGUGGGAUGGGUAUGGGUAUUGAAUAAUUUGAACUAGUUUUCUUUUUGCAGUUGAGACCUGCAUCGUGUUGCUGAUAAAGGCUAUAUUUUGUCAACCCAAGUGGAUCUCAUUCAGGAAGUCUUUACUGAGAGCCCAGGCAAACCCAUAUAUGUGGCCUCUAUACAUGUUAACUGCUGUUCAGUGACCCAGCCAAGGCGUCGAGUUGGUUCAGGGCUAUCUACGUCGAUUAGCCGAGGUUUUUAAAUUGGACAUUCACAACAGCAAUAGAUCUACAAAUAACUGCAUUCUAACACAGCUUUACAUCUACAGUGAGCACUGAAGACAAAGCCAUUCAUCUGAUCGCACCCAUGGGUUAAGGUCUGUGAUAAAUUCUCCAAGGUGGGGUCACAAUGUCAAUGGGCCAGUCUUUUGAUGCCCCAAACCAUAGGACCUGUUUAUGCAUGUACAUGCAAUGAAAAUAACUGACAUUAAGAAACUUAGAUGCUUUGGGCUUUUCCUGUCUCAGGUAGUUGAUAAAGUAACAAAAUGUCCAUUUAUCACUAUCACUGAAAACCAGUAUUAUUAAAAUUGAAGUUUUAAAAUCCUCCUUUGCACCAAUUUCACCUCUAGCUAGUUUAUAUGCCAGCGACUGGAAAAGAAGCAGACCCCUUAUCAGUUUUAAUGUACACACAUUUGUUUUUUUAUGCAAUAAUUUUGACCAAUUAUUUAAAUAACUACAAAUAAAACCUCAACACAUUUUGAGUUUCUAAAAGUAUAUAUUAACCAGUUCUAAGCAACAGCAAUACCUGGAAGUGAUAAUUCACAAGAUUAACUUGAGCUGCAGCCCCGCUGGUCCCUCGUGGCGCUACAGGGACUUUUCUGAUGAACAGAGCUUGUUAAGGCCGUCUCACUUUGGUAUUAAAAAGGUGACGUUUCAUUGUAAAUAAAACACAUUGUUCGAAAUGUUUCUUAAUCCACUAUUAAAUGCACUGCGAGCAAGCAAA
This is a messenger RNA of Girardinichthys multiradiatus, 3131 nucleotides long. RefSeq names its product glucosidase, beta, acid (gene gba1). The transcript is spliced from 12 exons. Gene Ontology annotation, biological process: glucosylceramide catabolic process. Bases 144 to 1712 code for a protein of 522 amino acids. Gene Ontology annotation, molecular function: glucosylceramidase activity. Lineage: Eukaryota; Metazoa; Chordata; Actinopteri; Cyprinodontiformes; Goodeidae. The record is from RefSeq and is a predicted model, not a curated record.